GCUAGUCUCUAGCUCCAAGCCCGUGCCCUCUCCACACUCUGUGACACUUUAGGAGGAACUUGGACACUCCCUUGCCUGGGGACUCCUUCCCAGCCUUUCCCCUUUUCUCAUCUUCCCUGAGUCAACCUGGCAAGACCGCUCUUCUUGCCUGAACCAUUUGAGCCCAGCACAUACCAGUCUGUACCGGGCCAGGUGGAGGAUCCAAGGUGGCCUUGGUGACAAGACAUUCCUCAAAUCUUCCCCCUCCUCUCCCCUCGCUCCUGGAAGCCCUAAGGACCUUCACCUUGAAGCUCAUUGUGUCUGUCCAGGGUAAGGAGGCCAGCUGACCAGCCUUGUUGGCUCAGCUCCUAUUCAUCUGGGAGCCUGGGCAUUAGGGGAUGGGUCCCCCUUCUCCUCACCAUGAUCCUGCUCAGAAGGCUCUCAGCCUGAGUCUCCGAGUGCAUGCUGAGAUCCUGCCCAUAAGCCGGCGGGUGAGGAGGCUAAGGAGGCUCCAACAAUAAAAGCCAUCAUCGGCCACAGGUGCUUCCUGGAUAUAUCUUUUUGUCUGACUGUUUUGAAUUAUCUCCCCAGCAGCUGCGGCAUCUACCGGCAGCCUGGACCCUGGGAAUCAGGGUUGCUGUGGGGGCUGGGAGGAGCAUGGGCUGUGCUGAUGGCCUUCUUUCCUUCAAGGAAAGAGAAGCCCCUCACCCCUGGCUCAGCAUGGGUGUGCAGUGGAAGGACCAGCUACAUGCUGUCUUGGGUGCCAACCUUACCUUGCAAGCCACCUGCUCAGACACAAUUUCUGAAACCAUUUCCAACCUCAUCCCAGUGCCAGAUGUCUACAAAAGGAAGUCCGACUGAGCCAUGGAGAGAAAAGAGGAAAAGGGAGAAGAGCAGAGGGUGUCCAGGAAGCUGAGGCGCCCCUGUAUGCAGUGUUAUUUCCACAAACACUCACAUAGUCAACACUUAAGUGCCUUACCCAGGACCACUGGAUUGUCAGCCAACGAUCAUGCAAGGGUGCCAGACACCUUAAGAUUUCAUUUCAUUUCAUUCAUUCAUUCUCCUGACAACCCUAUGAAGUGGGGACUAGUAUUACUCCUGUUAUACAGUGAACUGCUGCCUGAGGUGAUAAAGUAACUUGCCCAUAGUCACACAGCUUGUAGGUUGCAGAGCUGGGAUACAAACCCACAUUUGCCUAAUAGUUCCAGCUCUACCUACAGCUUGGGCUCUAAUUUGCUUAACACUGCCUACCUCCACUGAAAAAGUGCUAGUAAAUAUGUGUUGAAUGCAUGAACGGGUAGUUGGGCGAAUACCGCAAGCAACAACCAACAUUAAUAGUCAUCAUUACAAAAAAUGUUUCAGCUGCCAACUAUUUGCCAGGCGUGUUCUAAGUACUUUGCGUGUGUUAACCUCACAACCACCCUGUGAGGUAGAUGCCGUAAUAUCCCCAUUUGACAGAGCAGAAGACUGAGGCACAAAGAAGUUCGGUAAUUUGCCUAGAGUCCCUCAACCAGAGUGUAUAGAAUGAAUGAGCCUCUGACCAAGAUCACAUCUGCCUCUGGGACUUACCCAUGGCUCAUGCCUCAACUCGUACUAGUCUUUCACCUGCUGGUGAGGCCUUCCCUGACCAGCACCCUGAACCCCCGACUCUCGUCUGUUGUUAUCACCAUCGAACAUUCUACGUGUUUGCGUCUCUGUCUCCCACAUUGGAAUUAAGCUCUGAGGGGGCAUAGGCUUUGUUUUGGUCACUGCUGAUUCCUAGAAAAGUGUCUGGUGCAGCAUAGAUGCUCAAUAAAUAUUAAUUGAUCAAUCGACUGAUUGGUUGAUGAAAUAAAUGAAAGAAUGAGCCAAAGCCCUACCUCUCGAUACAGAAAGUGGUUUUCCCAUGUUACUGCUGCUGGGCCCAGUGGGCACCCUGGCAUGUCUCCCUGCCAGGACAACCUUCCUGCUGCAUUGCAUUCCCCACUGCAUGUGAAUGACACGCUCCAACCCAUGUGCCUCGCAUGCUGUUGCCCCUUUCCAGCCCUGCUGCGCGGAGCCCAGCACCCCCUCCUGAGGGGACCUCGGAGAGCCCGGCCCCAACGACCCCAGCUGCUGCCAUCCCCGUGGCGCCCUCAGCGACCCCCACUGCGCCGCCCGAGGAGGAGGACCCAGCCCUGUCCCCGCACCUCCUGCUCCCUGACAGCCUCAGCCAGCUGGAGGAAUUUGGGCGGCAGAAGAAGUGGCACAAGAGGCAGAACAAACAGCAGCGGCCACGGCAGUUCAAUGACCUCUGGGUUCGCAUCGAGGACAGCACCACCGCCUCGCCACCCCCGCUGCCCCUCCAGCCCACGCACAGCUCCAGGACUGCCAAGCCCCCCCUCCAGCUCUCCGACCAGCUCCAGCCCCAGGACCAGCCAGGUCUUGCCAGCAGUGCAGCACCCAGCCACCCACAACUCGCCGUGGGCCUCCUCACUGCCAUCACUACCACCAUCGUCGCCACCUUCCUGCUGCACACACUCGGGCCCUCCUGACCUCGGCUCUCCAUGCAGAGAAGCCAGAGAGCGAUAUAGGGUCUGCAGACACCCCCACCACCCCUGCCAUCACCUCCAGGGGUGCCUGAUCCUCACGGGCAACCCAGGCAGGACUGGUUAGAACACUAGCGCUUCGUUGUACCCGAAUUACAUCUUCUUUUUUGUAGAAGGAUCUUAAUUUCCCAUAGUGCUAUGGGGCUCUUUUGUAAAAUAUGUGUCCAUAUUAAAAAAGAAAAAUGUAUUUAUUCUACCAUAAAACUAUUUUUAUGUGGCCUAUGUUAAUAACCCUUUAAUUAGCCGCAACACCAACCCGGGAGGUGAGCUAGGUUGCCAGGAUAUCUGCGACCUCAUGCAGACCGUGGCUUUGAACUAGCUUGUCCCUGGAUCAGUGGAAGCCUCCCAUCUCUGGGUUUGGUUUUUCCCACUCCUGGGACCUCAGAGGGAGGGGAAGGCAGACAGGCUAAGGUUUUGUGAAGCUGGAUUUGGAAGCCAGAGGUGUGAACCCUGACCAUCCUCCCCUCUCCCAGCACCUGGGAAGAUACUUAGGAAAGAGAUUGCUGCUAAUUUUGAAAACCCCAAAUGUCUGUGAACUGCCCUCCAGAGCUCUUGAUAAGUGUUUUGACCAAAGCACUAGGGUGGACAAGUGGGGAGGGGAUGUUGGUGCUGAGGAAGGUGAUCCCCCAGCCCUCUUUGACCGAUGGUUACAAUGAGGUCCAAAGAGAGGAAGGAGGUCACCCAAGGUCAUGCAGCAGGUGACGAGAGAAGGGACUUGAAUCUAGACCUCUCAGCUUGGGUUAGAGGAGAGGCUGUUAAAGUCGCAGCCAAGUAGGGUAAGCUGGGCCAGACAACAGAAAGACACUUUUAGGGAGUCACAUGGCGAUCAUCGUAAUGAGAGCUGCCAUCUGUCCAAAGCCUGUGGUGUGGUAGGCACUUUGUACACUUUACUGCUGAUCCUCAGCACAGCUCUGUGAGAUGUGAUUACCCCCAUUUUGCAGAUGAGGGAACUGAGCCCCCUAAAGAAGUAUAGAGACUUGCUCAAUGUCACCCAGCUAAUAAGGAGCCAGGCUCUGACCCAGAUCAGUAUGAUUCAAAAGCAGUGCUUGUCUCCUGGACCAUGUUCUGCCUGUUUUCUCUGCACAGGGCAGCUCCAAGGGGGCAGACCUCAUCUUAACUCGGGCUAGCGCAGCUUUUCUCUCCAGCUAAGGAAACUGACCACAGUUACUCGUGCUGGUCCCUUUGGCCAAGGGUCUCUGGCAUCAACAGGUGCUCCGUGUCCCAUGCCCCAGCUUGCCAUAUCUUGGAGCCAAUGAGAGGUUUUUCUGCCACAUCUGAGGCUGGGGGUGGGGGACAGCUAUGGAGAGCCUGGAAAGGCAGACAGCCGAGACUGAGAGAGGCUUAUGCAGCUCCUCUGCCCCCCAUGGUGGUGGCUGAGAAUGGAGACCCAGUUCUCAGCCCUGAACCCUGAACUGGGCUAAUGCCUCCUUACUUAGAGUCCCUGAAUCUGAGAGCAGAAAGAACCCCUUCUUUGACAAACAAGGAUACCAAUGAGAGUAAUUAUAAGGCCCAGAGAGGGCAGACACUUAGCCCAAGGCUGCACAGCUGGUCAGGUCUGCUGACUCCCAGCCCAGUGCUUCCCAGCCUCACUGUACUGUGUUUCCUUGGCAGGCUUCAUAAUGACUAAUUGGCCUCAGUACCAUCAUGCCCAGCUUGACAGCUGUCUCCACUCUGAGACAGUGGAAUCUUGGGCAGCUCAUCGGAUGUUCAGAGGUCUCAUGGGCCUCUUGGCGAGCAGCUGAAUUCUUUUCAGCUUGGUCCUGGGUAAACGUGUUUGACCUUGAGACAUGGCAGGAGCCCUGAGCUCUGCUUCUGAGGGUCCAGAGAGCCUUAUGAGUACCACACUCUAAACUGAACUUGAACCCAGUCAGGGCUGAAGUCCGUUUAUCCUUGGCAAAAACGUGACUUCCUAUUUCUGAGUGGGAAGGGGCUUAGCUGACUUAUAAAGCAGGCUCAGAAAGGCUGUUGAACAUCAAACAGAUCGAGCAGAGCAAUAUUUGGAUGAGAUAAGUGUAAAGGAAUUAGAAACACACAGGCCAGAUCCCCCUCUGUUUGGGGCAGAGUGUGCAGUGCGAUGUGGUGAGAUGGAGCUGAAGUUAAUUAAAGAUGAAGCAUCUAAGUAAACAGUCCCGGCACCUUCCAGUGUGCCCAAAUCUGUGCGAGGCAUGGGACCAAAGAUGUAAAUUAAUGCAGCAGGUAAUUAUCAAGGGCAUAUAAGUGCCAGGCUCUGUGUUGGGGCCGAAUUUAACCACCUUUCCUGGUUUAGAGGAACUCAGUAUCAAGUUGUGACAAGCAGCCCAGUCUUAGAUGGCUUUGUUAGAAGGAACUUUAGAGGUUACCCUGUCCAGGUCCCUGACUUCAGGCAGAUUCAGCCCCAAGGCUUUCUGGAUUUCUCCUCUGGGCAGCUUGGGGAUUCUAAACCCUCCCUCAGCCAACCAUUCAAGUAUUGAAAGAAAGAUGGAUGGGCAGCCAGAUGCAUGGGCCAACUGAUAGGAAGACGUGAUGACAGGAGGGCCAGAGCCAAGGUGGGUCAGACAUCUGCAGGCAAAGUUUGCUAAUCCCCCAGGACUGUCUGCUGGCGAGGGUUUGGAACUGAGCUGAACUUUCUGACUCCCAUCCUAUAGGUCUGAGGCACAGACACAGGAAUCUGCGUAGCUGGGGCACUUAAGUUCUCUCAUCCUGGGCCAGGGAACCACCAUUCCAUCAUCCACUCAUGUACCUACCUGCUACUGACAUUUUUUCCAACAUGUUCUAUGUGCCUUGUUGUUCUUAGGUGCCAUCGAGUCAGCUCUGACUCAUAGCUACCCUGUGUACAACAGUACAAAACACUGUCCAGUCCUUUGAGGAGGCACCUCUUCCCCAGUGGUAUUUUGAGUGCCUUCCAAUCUGGGGGGCUCAUCUUCUGGCACUAUAUCAGACAAUGUUCCCCUGCUAUUCAUGAGGUUUUCACUGGACAAUUUUUUCAGAAGUCGACCGCCAAGACCUCCUUCCUAUGCGCCUAGCCUUCUUAAAAAGCCUCCUUUUGUUCUUAGGGCACUGUGUACAUUUCUUAGGGCUUUCACAUUUGACCUGAGGCAAGCAGAAAAGACAGAAGGACUGUGACCCAGCAAGUUAAGUGACUGCCUGAGGUUAGCUAGCAUGUGAACGAUGGCCUUAGGUCCCCUUUCUCUCAGGAAAGCUGACCACAUGAGCACAGGCUCUCUGGGGCAGGUCAGAGUGGCCAUGUGUUCUGGUCUUCCUUCAGAGGCUAGCCUGUCACACCAGGGAGCAGGUGAAGGCAGAGAGACCUCGUCAUUACAGUGGAAGUGUGUGAGUCAGCCUGUUAGCAAGGCAGCCCAAGGACCCCUCCAACCCUAGAGUCAAGGAUCCAAAGUCUCUGAAUCACAGAAACUUGUGCUGACUACAAGUGAAUUUGCCCUUGCCCGAAGAGACUGAGAGUGGAUUUUCCUCACACAGAAUGCUUGGUCUUCUAGGACAUUCUGGCCUUAGCUAGACUUAGGCAAGCCUAGGAACUCAGACCCCUUUUCUCACCUGCCCAAUCUCCAGCCUGGCACCACUGUCACAGCAGAUCCCAAAGAGCAGGGAGAGGUCAUUCUAUCAAAAGGAAGAUUCAUGAAGGACAAGGGAAUUUCUACCUCGGAAUGGAGCCUUGGACAUAUCCUGUGUGUCAGAGAACAGAAUUGGGGCUGGUGAUAGUUCUUCUAAGACAGUCAGCUAAGAACCAAACUUUCUAGCCAUGAUCCAGCCCUGCUAACCAUGCCAGUCUGUGCCUGGCCAGACUGAAUCAUAUUUGUCCUUUCUAAAAUAGACAGGAUGUCUCACCUACACCCCUCCCUAGGCCUAUAAAAUUGGCUCUUCUCCUCCCUUCUAAUUACUUAUCCUUCAAGGAUCAGCUCAGGUAUUUCCUCCUCCAGGAAGCCCUCUUUGACUCCUUUGGGAUUUCUUAGCAACUCUCACAACACCCACCGCUUAGGGUUGUGUUGUGACUGUUUCUCUGCCCCUAUCAGACUUUGAGCUCCUCAAUGGCAGGGGUCAUGUGAAUGUGUCUUUGUAUCCUCACCUAACCCAAAGGUGGUGCUCAGUAGAUGUGGAGGCAGGGAGAGAAGGAAGGCUAGAGAGAAGGAGGAGUAAGAAAGCAGUAAAGGAAGGGAGGGAAAAAAGAGAGGAAGUAAACGUUAGCUCUGAUAGUGGAACACUUUCCACAAAGUCAGAGAUGACCAAAGAUGGAUUGGGUUGUCCUUGAAGGUAGUGAGUUUCUUAUCAUAGAGGUAUGUGAACAGGGGCAGUAGGCUUAUUGACUGGAGAUGUAAUAGAAUUGAAAUCUUGGCAAGGGAUUGGUGUAGAUGACCUUGAGAGCCCUUCCUGGCUUUGUGAUGCUCAGGUUCUUUGAACAUUGCUAUUUAUUCAAAAAUUCAUUUAAGCAGCCAAAGAAAUCACCCCAGCUGUCUGUCUAAACCAGUGAAGGUUAAGGAAUCAGUCCAGCCUUACAGCCCCUGUUCA
Loxodonta africana (African savanna elephant) is the source of this 7046-nucleotide messenger RNA. Its product is annotated as metalloprotease TIKI2. The coding region runs from base 1983 to 2492 and encodes 169 amino acids. The record is from RefSeq and is a predicted model, not a curated record. Lineage: Eukaryota; Metazoa; Chordata; Mammalia; Proboscidea; Elephantidae. Gene Ontology annotation, biological process: negative regulation of Wnt signaling pathway. Gene Ontology annotation, cellular component: organelle membrane; plasma membrane. The transcript has 2 exons. Gene Ontology annotation, molecular function: metalloendopeptidase activity; Wnt-protein binding.